Messenger RNA from Strongylocentrotus purpuratus (purple sea urchin), 735 nucleotides. Its product is annotated as mu-type opioid receptor-like. Bases 1 to 735 code for a protein of 244 amino acids. The transcript has a single exon. Gene Ontology annotation, molecular function: G protein-coupled receptor activity. Lineage: Eukaryota; Metazoa; Echinodermata; Echinoidea; Camarodonta; Strongylocentrotidae. Gene Ontology annotation, cellular component: membrane. The record is from RefSeq and is a predicted model, not a curated record. Gene Ontology annotation, biological process: G protein-coupled receptor signaling pathway.
AUGGAUUGGUCAUGGUUGGUCAUUCUACAGCUCACCUCGGCAAUUACAGGAAUCGUAGGAAACUUCCUGGUGAUUGCUGUUCUUUUUCAUCGCCGAAGUAAAAACAGAUCAACGGAUACCCUGAUCGGUGGACUGGCUUUUGCAGACUUCCUUACUUCGAUAUUCCUCAUUCCCAUGCCCCAGCCAGCGUACAUCCCUAAGACCUGGUUGGGUGAGGUCUUAAGCAGACUUGUCUUCACGCAAAGCCUGCUCUGGACAUCCAUAACGGUCUCAGCGUACCUCCUGAUGUCUAUAUCUGUAGAACGGUACAUUGCAGUGGUCCAUCCUCUUCAUUUCAAGCGCCUCAUCACUCCACGACGUGUCUCGACCCUGAUCGUUAUCAUUUGGGUCCUUUCCGUCUUAUCUGGACUUUUUGGCUCAUUUACUCGUACUGUUGACACCUUUACCAACAAGUGCAAGGAGCAGUACAUAAACCGCUUGACAAAAAUCAUUGUAGCUUUCUAUUGGUUCUGCCUUCUCCUCGUUGUCCCUUCUCUCACCAUGCUAAUUACCCAGGUUCUAAUCGCUCGCAAGCUUAGUCACCGCUCCAACCAAUUUAGAGGCAUGACCAACAGCCUCAAUGGAAAAACAAUGCCAUCUUUCCAUAUCGUGGCCAGAAACCGCGUUCUGAAGAUGAUGCUGAUCGUCAUCCUCAUCUAUCUUGUCUGUUGGACUCCGAACCAUAUUGCAUAUUAG